AUGGACAGUAAAAUUGAUACUGAAGAUUCAAAAGCAAAUGAUUUGACAAAUGUUAUGACCAGGAAUGAAAUCCCAUUAAAUUCAUUAUUUCCGUAUAAAGAAGAUUUAGCAUUAUGUGAAAAAUACAUUACGUCAAAAAUUUUAGUUCAUUUAAUGGAAAAUGUUGAUAUCUUAUGUAUAGGGGAGACUUCAAAAUCAUCUAACGAUACAAUUGUUGAUGAAUUAUAUUUGAAAUUUGAGAAAAAUCAUGAAAUGUUGGCUGAGGAAUACUAUUCUUUAAUUACCAAAAUAACUGAAUUAUCAACACAAGAGGGUAAUUUUGCAAUAGUCGAAUUUUUUUUGAGUCAUUUAACUGAUGAAAUGCGAUCACGUUGCAUAAAUGAACUUCAAAUUGAUGAGCAUGAGACCUCCAUUUUACAUUAUGUGACCACCUAUAAUGAUAUAAAAAUGGCUUCAUAUUUAACAGAAAAUAAUGUGAACAUAGAUUGUAGAGAUGUAUGGGGUAGAUCACCUAUAUAUAUUGCUUUGAAAAAAGGAAAUGAUGAUAUAGCGAAAUUUUUACGUGAGAGUUGUAUUUCAAAAUAUGAAUUAUUGCCAAGAGCAUUUAUAGAUACUAAUAUGAAAGUUGAAAUUCCUAAAGUCAAGUUUUCUAAAGAAGGACCAUGGCUUAUUAACAGAGUUCUUAAGGAGUUUUGUUCAGAGGAAGAAGUUCGAAAAAUAAAUAAUGCUAGAGAUUUCAAUGUUAUAAGCUGUUUUUUAUUAGCGUCUAGAUACGGGAACUCAGAGCUUUUGCAAUUUUUAUUAAAUCAGGAAAAUGAUUUUCAACGCAAUGAAUUCAUCGAAGCGCAAGAAAAAGCAUUACUUAUUGCAACUAUUUAUGGACAUUUUAAUAUUGUUGAAAUUCUAUUACAAGAUGUUAAAUUAGAUUCAAUUCGAGAUAAGUUCGGAAACACAGUUUUAUGUGUAGCAACUGAAUUUGGACAUUCACAUAUUAUAAGAUUGCUUUUACGUCAUGGUAAAUUUGAUAUAAAUGCACAAAACAAUAGUCUAGAGAAUUCUUUGCACAUUGCUGCUAAAUACGGUCAUUUUGAUAUAGUUGAAUAUUUAGUGAAUGCAAAGGCGGAAAUAAAUUUACAAAACAAUAAUGGUGAUUCCGCUCUUAUGUUGGCAAUUAGAGAAGGAUAUACAAAUAUUGUUAAAUAUUUAAUUGGUAAAGGCGCUAGUAUAUGUUUGUUAAACAAAUUCAAAGAAAAUGCUAUAUUCAUAGCUACUGAAUAUGGUCAUCCAGAAAUUGUUGCAUUACUGCUUCAAAUGACACCAGAACUAAAUCGUUCAAAUAUAUUUGAUGAAACACCACUUUUAGUAGCUUUACUGCAUGGAACAGAAAAUCGUCGGCUAAUAAUAAAAAGAAAUUCUGACUUAGACGUAAAUAAAUUAGAAAAAUUUUCGGCCGAAGACAUCAAAAUUUAUUAUGGAAAAUUUUUAUAUGGAUUUUGUUGUUCAAACAAUGUGAACUAUGAAGGAUCAUUAAGACGCAUCAUUAAAACCGAAAAUCAUCCAUUUCUAAAUAGGAAUUCGAAUAAUUACAAAAGAAUAGUUGAGUUAUUAGUAGAUCAUCAUGCUGAUAUACAUAAAACAAAACUUCGAAUAGCUUUCUUUGCUGCUGCAAAGGGGGGCCAUUUGAUGGCUUUGAAAAUGUUUUUAGGCCAAGAUGUGCAUAUUGAUCUUGAUAAGCCUGGUGAAAGUGCUCUUUUAGUUGCAGUGAAAGAUGGCAGAUUAGACGUUACUAAAAUGCUUUUAGAAGCAGGAAUACCUCCAAAUAAUUCAAAUGAAAACCCACUCUCUUUAGCAAUUAAGUACGAUCAUAAAUCAAUUGUAAAAACUUUAUUAGCAUAUGGAGCAGACAUUAAAAUGGAAGACAGCAAUGGCGAGACACCUUUGUUUGAAGCAUGUCGACAAGGAGCUUUUAAUUAUGUUUUCAAGUUCAGACAAAAUGGUGCAAAUUUGAAUUUGCAAAAUAAAAAUGGUGAAACACCCCUUUAUUUAGCAGCUUUUCAUGGGCACUUCAAAAUAGUUAAACUAUUGCUUGAUAAACAUGUUGAUGUCAAUAAAAAAACAUGGACUGGUGAAAAUGCUCUUCAUGUUGCUGCUUUUCGUGGAUAUUAUGAUAUUGCCAAAAUACUUUUAAAACGUGGCUCACAAAUUAUAAAUCAGAAUAAAAAAUCAAAUUUUUUUCUUCUUUUAGAAGUUCUAUUUAAUGGCUAUUACGACGUAGCUAAGCUUUUGAUAAAUUACGGAGCCGAUGUUAAUAUUCAAGACUAUUUUGGGGUAACGCCACUUUUAAUAGCUGCAAAAUUUGGUUUAUGUGAAAUAACAAAAUUAUUAUUGAAACAAAAAGUAAAUGUCGAUGAGACAAAUUUUAAUAACGAGACUCCUUUAAUAAUGGCAGCUGGAAGUGGCCAUUUUGAUAUUGUGAAAUUGUUAGUUGAAAAAAAAGCUGCCCUAAGUGAAAAAACUAGAAGCGAAGAAACUGCUUUAUUUGUCGCAUGUAAAAAUGGAUUUUUGCCCAUUGUAGAGUAUUUAACCCUUAAAUGUUUGAACGAUAUAAAUUUACCUAAUGUGGAUUCUUUCACGCCAAUUUUCAUAGCAACUGAAAAAGGUCAUUUUGAAAUUGUAAAAUUUUUAUUUGCUAAAAAUGCUAGUAUCUUACCGAACAAUUAUGAAGAAACACCAUUGUUUAUAGCAGCUCGACAUGGUUACGCUGAAAUAGUUAAAUUUUUUUUGGAAAAAGGCUCAAAAGUUGAUUCGGCAAACUAUGAAGGCAAAACGCCGCUGUUUGUUGCUUCUGAAAAUGGCCAUUUAAAAAUUGUUAAAAUUUUACUUGAAAAUGGUGCUAACGUUGACACAGUAACAAUAUUAAAAGAAACAGCGUUAUUUGUUGCAGUUAAGAAUCAAUACGAAGACAUAAUGAAAUUACUUUUAGAAAAUUAUGCUGACAUCGAAAUUGCAAAUAAUUGUGGCGAAACGCCAUUGUCAUUAGGUCAAACAUUGGGAUACGAUUUGAAAGCUAUGUGGUGUCAGCAUUGAUGCUUUCAAAAUGUUUGAGCAUUUUCGUAAUAUUCUUGAAGUUAGUUUGAACAGUUUAGUAAUAAUCAAGAAUGAAAAUGUUAUUAACAUUUAACACUAAUCCUCUG
Messenger RNA from Condylostylus longicornis, 3194 nucleotides. Its product is annotated as ankyrin-1-like. The transcript has 4 exons. Gene Ontology annotation, molecular function: protein binding. The coding region runs from base 1 to 3087 and encodes 1028 amino acids. The record is from RefSeq and is a predicted model, not a curated record. Lineage: Eukaryota; Metazoa; Arthropoda; Insecta; Diptera; Dolichopodidae.